GAGACCGGCGGUGAUCUGAUUAUGAUUUUGAGUUAUAAAAUCUGCGUUGACAUCUUUACGUACUCCACAACAAUUCUUUAAAUUGUUCAAAAAAUGUCAGAAAAAAAGAAGUCAGUGCUUUUUAUAUGUUUAGGAAAUAUUUGUAGAUCUCCAAUGGCGGAAGGGGUGUUUCUUAACAUGCUUAAAGAGAAGAAAUUAACUGGCCAGUGGGAGGUUGAUAGCGCUGCUCUCGGUUCCUGGCAUGUUGGGAACGGCCCGGACAGUCGGACCAUGAAAACCCUGGAGAAACAUGGGCUCAUCGAUUAUAAACACAGGGCUAGGACGCUCUGUGAUGAGGAUUAUACGAAAUACGACGUCAUAUUCGGAAUGGAUGAUGAUAACAUGAGUGAACUUGCAGAACGUAAGCCUAAGAAGAGCACAACACGGCUGGAAAUGCUUGGGGAAUACGACCCAGAGGGGGAAAGAGUCAUUAGGGAUCCCUACUAUGACACACGUGGAGACAUGUCUGGUUUCGAGAAGGUUUACGAGCAGUGUGUGAGAUGCUGUAAGGCCUUUCUCGACAAAUCUUAAAAUAGAGACUACGCUUUGCUGUUAUUAUGAUUAUAAUGUGUGUUAGGGUUGAAAACCUUUCCAACGCCAAUUUUGCAUACAUAUAAUAUCUGAUGCUUAAGACUGCUGGGUCUCAGAGUCGCGCUUAUUUGUAUGAAUUAUUGUCUCCUUUUCGUCAACAGAUAUUAUUUUCUUAGCAAUUUUGUAGGGAAAUAUAAAUAUUCCCGGUGCUUUAUUAUAUCUCUACUGCUAGCGAUUGUUUCUAAUAAAGAUCAGCACAA
Molecule: messenger RNA, 830 nt
Organism: Mya arenaria
Lineage: Eukaryota; Metazoa; Mollusca; Bivalvia; Myida; Myidae
Product: low molecular weight phosphotyrosine protein phosphatase-like
Exons: 6
Coding region: 94-570 (158 amino acids)
Biological process (GO): protein dephosphorylation
Cellular component (GO): cytoplasm
Molecular function (GO): acid phosphatase activity; non-membrane spanning protein tyrosine phosphatase activity
Source: RefSeq, a predicted model, not a curated record